AUGUCUGGACGUAUUCAGACACUCAGAAUGACAGUGAACUUAGAAGCAAGCGAUUUGUUACAUGAGAUGGCAACCAAUUGUAACAUAUCUUUUGCAGAUCUUAAGGUGAACAAUUCAUCACACUUUGGAGAGCUGUUUGAAUUUGGCCCCCUGAAAACACCACAAAUGCUCGAGUUUGGGUGGGAAUGGAUGAUCCAAAAAAUCAUUUCGGAGAACUUAGUGACUCCGUCACAAAUCACACAACAGUUCAUUGAACGACUUUCAAGUUUUAAUUAUACCGACUACGUUAUCGAAAUGAAGUUGUUGAUUGACAGCGCUGAGAAGAACAAGUAUCACAGGAUUUUCGACAUUAACAAAAUCCUUCCGAAGAAGAAAAACAAUUCAGUUGACUUGAAGAAGCGAUUGUACGAAGUUGUUGUGACACCGUUUCAAACCAAAUUGACUCCGUUCAGGGUGAGGACGUACUCCGGAGAGACUUACGAGCACAACGAAGUUUACAAGAAGAUCACCGAUGGGUCUGGCGAUGUCGUAAUAGUUCGGUUUGAUUCGGAAGACAUGAUGGUGAAUGACUUCUUAGUCUCUGUGAUGAAUCAUUAUGUGAAUCUGCCUUAUACAAUGUUUUUGAGUGGGACGAAGUACAAAGUGUAUUCAUUCUUAUUGGGCACUUCGAGUGUGGUAUUUGUGAAAGAAGGUGUUGAUAUCAAAAUGGAGCGUCGGGACAUAGCGUUCAGUUUUUUGAGGGAUAUGGAUGAGAUGUGGAAAUUCAAUUAUGUCUUAGAUGUCUGUCUCGAGAAGUUAAAAACGUCUCAGGACAAAGACUGUUGUGUUGAAAUAGUGCGUGACUAUUGGCCUGAUGUGAAAAGUCUUUUCAUGUUAUACAGCAGUGAUCCUCUCGACGAACAACUCAAGUUUGAUGUUUUGAGGUACAACAAAAUCUUUUUGUAUGACAAAUACAAAGUCCGAAUGCAAGACAAGUGGAUCUGUGACAAUAACAUUAUUAAGUUGAAAAAUGACUUCUUUUCGGACUUUUCAUCGAGGCCAGAGAAGAUUAAAGUCGUUGGAGAAGUUAGACUGAGUGUUACCCUCUCCAAGAUCCUCUCUUUGUUUUCUUUUGAUCCAAGUCUCAAAAGUAUCUUAUUAAAACCACGUGUCGAUGUGUUAGAUACACUGACAUAUGACUUGUAUAAUAUAGUUCAGUAUAUCAAGAAGACAAAGCCACAAGGGUUAAUGAACAUAUCGUAUUGUGCGCCUAAAAAGUGA
Molecule: messenger RNA, 1260 nt
Organism: Entamoeba invadens IP1
Lineage: Eukaryota; Evosea; Mastigamoebida; Endamoebidae
Exons: 1
Coding region: 1-1260 (419 amino acids)
Source: RefSeq, a predicted model, not a curated record